This is a messenger RNA of Bradysia coprophila, 1924 nucleotides long. It is a transcript of the gene shf, whose product is annotated as WNT inhibitory factor 1. Gene Ontology annotation, biological process: anatomical structure development. The record is from RefSeq and is a predicted model, not a curated record. Gene Ontology annotation, molecular function: signaling receptor binding. Gene Ontology annotation, cellular component: extracellular region; cell surface. NCBI's taxonomy places the organism in Eukaryota, Metazoa, Arthropoda, Insecta, Diptera, Sciaridae.
UCGAAAGAAACCUUCUGAAGUUAGCACCUCGUGUUAUUUUAUUGGAAUAACGACACACUGGUUUCGUGUGUGUAUCACAAUCUUUUUUCAAGUGCAAUAAACAUUUUUAUCUUCGGAUUUUUUUUAUUAUUUUUUUUGUUUUAAUUUUUAAUUCUUUGGCCUGGAGUGUUGAUUUGAUUAUUUGUGUUUGAGAAAUAAACAAUAAAUAAAACGCCAACAAGCGAUAUAAUAUCGUUGUUUCUUUAUACGCUUAAUAAUAGGGAAUCAGCCUAAUUAUACCUUUCGUCUGUUAGUGGGUUAUGUGCAGGUGCAAAACUGUUAUACCUUUUUUGAGCAACACAGAAUUAUAAUAUUUUGUGUUUUGAGUGAAUUUUCGAAUAUAAUGAACUUGUGAUUUUUUUUUUGUUUUUGGUAUUAAACGAUUUGAAUAAAAAAUUAUUAUUAUUUUUUUGGUUUGUGGUUUUUGAAUUGAUUUAUUGACCAAACCGCGGAAUGAUCAAAGUGUGAAGAGUGGGCUCACGGUAAAAGUGUGGGUUAUAACGAAAGAAGUAGAAUUAAAGAACCAGAAAAGAUCACACAGUUUCGGCAUUAUCCACACAACAAGAAGAAGAAAGAAAAAAAAACUCGUCUGAUAACACAAUAAAGGAUUAAACAUCAUUUUUUUUGGAUUGAUUUACACAUAAAAGACGAUAUCGAUUAGUUAUCUAUAUGUUCUUCCCAUUUUCACUGCGACUUUUAUAGCACCGCGUUUGCACAAGAGUAGAUCAAUAACUGAGCACAAUGAUCAUCAAAAUCUGUUUAUUUUUCGCCUGUACCUGUACACUCCUUACACAUGUUUGGUCGAGACAAAAUCAUCAACGAAAGUUCCACCACAACGACCGUGAUAAGGAUAACGACUUAUCGCUAUGGAUAGACGAGCAACAAGUCAAAAUGUUUAGUGGAUUUUCCCUGAAGAUCUAUGCAAUAGAUAACGGAAAAGUAUCAGCCCACAUUAAGGAUCCAAAUUUCAAUCAUUAUUUGCCUGUGAUACCAUCGGAAGUAAGUUCGGUGAAUUUUACGUGGAAAUCUGGCUCCAAGAAGUAUUACUAUAAUUUCGACAGACUGCAGUCGUUGGAUGAAUCGAUUUUGAAGCCACCAACGUUAUCAAUUAAAAUUAAAGGACGAAUUCCACAGGAGCCCAAAGAAUUUAGUGUAUCACUACCAUGCUCUGGUAAUAGUUCUGGCAUCGCAAUGUUCAGUAUUGGUUUUCUAAUUCAAACCAGUCGUGGAAAGCCGGUACCGGGAACACCACUAAGGUUAAGUUUAAAAAAGGAAUGCGCACUUAGAGGUGUGUAUGAUAGAACUUCUCUAACACAUUCGCAAGGACCAGAUCCAGAGUGUGACAAAAAAUGCGCAAACAAAGGCUGGUGUAAAGUAGAUAAAAUGUGUCAAUGCAAAGAGGGCUAUAUGGGACAGUUUUGCGAGACAGCACUUUGUUUCCCGUCAUGUAUGAACGGAGGUAAUUGUACAGCACCAGCAGUCUGUUCAUGCCCGCCCGGAUAUCAAGGACGGCAUUGUGAAGGAGGUAUUUGCGCAGAAAAAUGUUUGAAUGGCGGGAAGUGCAUCCAAAAGGACAAGUGCCACUGCCCGAAGGGAUACUAUGGAUUGCGAUGUGAAUUCUCUAAAUGUGUCAUUCCCUGCAUGAAUGGUGGAAAGUGUAUCGGCAACAAUACGUGCCGUUGUCCACUCGGAUUGGGUGGUAAUCACUGUGAAAUAGGUCGACAUCAACGUUCAACCUGCAAGAAACCCUGUCGACACGGACUCUGUCUAGCAAAUCAUACGUGCCGCUGCAAUGAAGGAUGGUUCGGCCGAUAUUGCAAUCAGAGGGACAAACGCAAACGGAACAAAUCGAAGUUUUAGCGCUGAAUCGAGAAGUUGAAGGACG